GCGUUUGUCCGUUUUCUAUUCCUUCCCGCGGACAAAGUAGCCGUUGGUCCUUCUCUUUCUUCCCCCCCGCCUCCCCCCCUUUCACUCAUUCUGCAUCGUUUCCUUUCCGACGCUUCUUGCUGGUAUUAUCUCCUGAUUUUGGUGGGAAAGACAAAGGCGGUGGUGAAUUCUGAAUCAUGAAAACUAUUCUACCCACUUUGGAGGGACUGUGGGACGGGGGUCUUUUUCUUUUCAAAAGGUACCUGACUUUGUUGAGAAGAUGGUGAAUGUUCUGAAAGGAGUACUUAUAGAAUGUGACCCAGCCAUGAAGCAGUUCCUCUUGUACUUGGAUGAGUCAAAUGCCCUGGGGAAGAAAUUCAUCAUACAAGACUUGGAUGAAACACAUGUCUUCGUGUUAGCUGAGAUGAUUAAUUUCCUGCAGGAAAGAGUGGGAGAGUUAAUGGACCAGAACUCUUUUCCCAUUACACAGAAAUAGAAAGUGUGGACAUAUCUUCCUGUGCCACACUGCAGUCAAUAGAUAUGGAAUUGAAAGUUUUUGCUAACUGAUCUGAUGCAUAUUGGAUAGACAUGGUUGUGAGGGUUUGAUAUUAGCCUCCGACUGUUUCUCAAAUAAAACAGUUUUUUUAAACUGAAA
Molecule: messenger RNA, 634 nt
Organism: Pogona vitticeps (central bearded dragon)
Lineage: Eukaryota; Metazoa; Chordata; Lepidosauria; Squamata; Agamidae
Gene: GTF2H5
Product: general transcription factor IIH subunit 5
Biological process (GO): transcription by RNA polymerase II; nucleotide-excision repair, preincision complex assembly; transcription initiation at RNA polymerase II promoter
Cellular component (GO): transcription factor TFIIH holo complex; transcription factor TFIIH core complex
Source: RefSeq, a predicted model, not a curated record